Penicillium alfredii is the source of this 969-nucleotide messenger RNA. It is a transcript of the gene nimX, whose product is annotated as cyclin-dependent serine/threonine-protein kinase CDC28. The record is from RefSeq and is a predicted model, not a curated record. Gene Ontology annotation, biological process: protein phosphorylation; regulation of gene expression; G1/S transition of mitotic cell cycle. Gene Ontology annotation, molecular function: cyclin-dependent protein serine/threonine kinase activity; cyclin binding; ATP binding. The transcript has 4 exons. NCBI's taxonomy places the organism in Eukaryota, Fungi, Ascomycota, Eurotiomycetes, Eurotiales, Aspergillaceae. Gene Ontology annotation, cellular component: cytoplasm; cyclin-dependent protein kinase holoenzyme complex; nucleus. The coding region runs from base 1 to 969 and encodes 322 amino acids.
AUGGAGAACUACCAGAAGAUUGAGAAGAUUGGAGAAGGGACCUACGGUGUGGUCUACAAGGCCCGUGAACUCAACCACCCCAACCGUAUCGUGGCCCUGAAGAAAAUUCGACUCGAAGCCGAAGAUGAAGGUGUUCCUAGCACGGCUAUCCGCGAGAUUUCCCUCCUCAAAGAAAUGCAGGACCCGAACAUCGUCCAGCUGCUGAACAUUGUCCACGCCGAUGGCCACAAGCUCUACCUUGUCUUUGAGUUCCUCGACCUCGACCUGAAGAAAUACAUGGAGGCUCUGCCCGUUAGUGAGGGUGGCCGCGGAAAGGCUCUUCCGGAUGGUAUGAAGAUGAGCACGAACCUGGGACUGGGCGAGGCUAUGGUCAAGAAGUUUAUGGCCCAGCUCGUCGAGGGCAUCCGCUACUGCCACAGCCACCGGAUUCUGCACCGUGAUCUGAAGCCCCAGAACCUGCUGAUUGACCGUGACGGUAACCUCAAGCUGGCCGACUUUGGGCUGGCUCGUGCAUUCGGUGUCCCAUUGCGAACCUACACCCAUGAGGUUGUGACUCUCUGGUACCGCUCCCCCGAGAUUCUGCUGGGUGGUCGUCAGUACUCUACGGGCGUGGACAUGUGGUCCGUUGGGGCUAUUUUCGCCGAGAUGUGUACGCGCAAGCCGCUCUUCCCUGGCGACUCGGAGAUCGACGAGAUCUUCAAAAUUUUCCGGGUUCUCGGUACCCCUAGUGAAGACACCUGGCCUGGUGUGACCUCAUUCCCCGACUACAAGCCGACCUUCCCCAAGUGGAAGCGUCCCGAUGCAGACCUCGUCCCUGGUCUGGAAGAAGCGGGCUGCCAACUGCUGGAGGCUCUGCUCGAGUAUGAUCCCGCACAACGGCUUUCGGCCAAGCAGGCCUGCAUGCACCCAUACUUCCGAAACGGCAGCUCGUACUACUCGGGACGUACCCAGCGCAACGGUUUCCACUAA